AUAAUCUCUCAUCACUCUUCUGGAAGACCCUCUCCCUCCCAUCCAACUUCUGGAAGACGUCUUCCGGAAGCCGACGAGCCGCCCCACCGAAACGCCGCCCGAGCGACGCCCGUCUCCUAGCAACGGGUCGCCGCCGCGUUGCUGGUCAUGGCGGACGCGGUUCGCGGCUCCUGAGGCGACGACUCCUCAGUUCGAGUCCGGGACCCGAGCGCCAGACGGAGGAGGGCGAGGGGGACUCGCAGGACAGACAUGCGGCUGAAAAGAUUCCUACUGCGGUAUUACCCGCCAGGCAUCAUCCUGGAGUACGAGCACCAUGGGCAGCUGAAGACCAAGUCGAUCGACCUGCUGGACCUCAGCCCAGACACGGACGUGGCGGCCGUGGUCGGGGAUAUCGUGGCCUCUGAGCCGCUCGUGACGCCGUCCCGGGCCCCGCAGGUGCGCCAUCUGGUCGAGAGGCUCAUGGGAAAACUCCAGCAGGCCAGCGACCACCCGUUCCAUCUCUUCAAGGUACUCAGAGCUCACAUCCUGCCCCUCACCAACGUGGCCUUCAACAAGUCUGGUGAGAGCUUCAUCACGGGUAGCUAUGACCGCACGUGCAAGGUGUGGGACACGGCGAGCGGAGAGGAGCGACUCACGCUGGACGGACACCGCAACGUCGUGUACGCCAUCGCCUUCAACGUCCCCUAUGGGGAUAAGAUCGCGACGGGGUCGUUUGACAAGACGUGCAAACUGUGGAGUGCGCAGAGUGGGCAGUGCUGCCACACGCUACGCGGGCACUCGGCCGAGAUCGUGUGCCUGGCGUUUAACCCAGCCAGCACGCUGGUGGCCACCGGUAGCAUGGACGCAACGGCACGACUCUGGGACGUGCAGGCCGGCACGGAGGCAGCCACGCUCACCGGACACACUGCGGAAAUCAUCUCGCUGGGCUUCAACACGACGGGAGAUCAGCUGAUCACCGGCUCCUUCGACCACACGGUGUCCGUGUGGGACGCCAGCACGGGCAGGAGGAGCCACGCUCUGAUCGGGCACAGGGGGGAGAUCAGCAGCACGCAAUUCAACUGGGACUCUUCGCUCAUCGCUACCGGCUCCAUGGACAAGACGUGCAAGCUGUGGGACUCGAGAAGCGGACGCUGCGUGGCCACGCUGGCUGGCCACGAGGACGAGGUGCUGGACGUGAGCUUUGACCUCACGGGGCAGCUGGUGGCCACCGCCUCCACCGAUGGCACGGCACGGGUGUACAGCACCGCAGAGCGAACCUGUAUCGCCAAACUGGAGGGGCACGACGGGGAGAUUUCCAAGGUGUGCUUCAACGCUCAGGCCACCCGCGUGCUCACGGCGAGCUCGGACAAGACGGCGAGGCUGUGGGAGCCGCGGUCCGGACGCUGCCUCCAGGUGCUCGACGGGCACACGGAGGAGAUCUUCUCCUGCGCCUUCAACUACGAGGGGGACUCCAUCAUCACCGGCAGCAAAGACAACACGUGUCGAGUGUGGAGGGUGUAAAGACUGAGGAGGCUCGCGUGGCUUGGGUUGAUUCAUCAUCAUCAUCAGCCAUGAUGAGUCCGCUGCUGGAUGAACGCCUCCCCAAGCCGCCGCCGCCGCCGCCGCCAUCGCUCACGGUCCUGCGACGGCAACCGUCCACCCACCGCGUCGUCUGCACGCCACACGGGCUGAUUUCAUAGCUCCAUCUCCUCGGUUGGACGUCCAUUCCCCCCUCCACGCGUGCUCUCUGCUUUGUCUGCCCCUCGGGCCAUCGCGUCUCCUGCCCAAGCCCCCACUGCACUGCUCGCGAUGAUGAUGCUGCCCCAGAAGAACACGCGCACCACCUUUCACACAAGUCAAUGGGCUGUAAUAUAAAUGUAUUGCCCCGUUGUCAAUUUCAAUGCUGGGAUGGAGGCCUUGGCAGGCUGCGUUGGUCACAGGGGUUGUUAACAGUCAACGUGAUUGUGCGUCUACAGCACACUCUGUGGCAGCUGUACAAGAUGAUGAUGAACAAAAAAUUAUACAAGGCUUUUUGGUGAUAAUACAGUGAGGAGUUAAGAUGUUCAAACACCAAAUAGACACCUAUUAACUUUUGAUUUAAAGCUUUCGUGACUGCAGGGAUUCAUAUUCUUGGUUCUUUCGGAUAGUCAACUAGAAG
Molecule: messenger RNA, 2137 nt
Organism: Petromyzon marinus (sea lamprey)
Lineage: Eukaryota; Metazoa; Chordata; Hyperoartia; Petromyzontiformes; Petromyzontidae
Gene: DAW1
Product: dynein assembly factor with WD repeats 1
Molecular function (GO): protein binding
Source: RefSeq, a predicted model, not a curated record